Messenger RNA from Chelmon rostratus (copperband butterflyfish), 623 nucleotides. Its product is annotated as galactose-specific lectin nattectin-like. The record is from RefSeq and is a predicted model, not a curated record. Lineage: Eukaryota; Metazoa; Chordata; Actinopteri; Chaetodontiformes; Chaetodontidae. The transcript is spliced from 8 exons. Bases 128 to 538 code for a protein of 136 amino acids.
ACAGCAAUGAACUCGUCACUCACCGGAGUUUUCCACAAAUAAACACACUCGUCAGACUUCGCCAAGGUAACGACAUCCUGCAACUCUACGUGCUGCAAGGGAAACCUCAUCUGAUCAUCACAGCAAGAUGGCAUCGGGUCUUUUAUUCUGUGUGAUCCUCUGUUUGACCAGUGGACUGUGGACUGGAGCAAAUGCUCAAGGUCCAGAAGAAGGUGGAUGCCCUUCUCCAUGGAGACAGUUUCGUGACAGGUGCUACGUGGUCAGGUUAAGUGAAUUGGCAUGGGAUGAUGCACAGGCGGCCUGCGCUGCUGCGGGUGGGGAAUUGGCCAAAAUCGACACCGAAGCCAAAAGGGACUUCGUUAAACAAAUGAUCAAAAAGGGGGCUGGCUCAAACAGAGAAGCUUGGAUUGGACAAGUUAGUUCAGCAAAGGAGAAUUUCCAACCCGGGAGUGAAGGAAAAUAUUGCUCUGAGGUUAACAACGAAGGUAAAUCUGUCUGCUCAGACAAGAAACCUUAUGUAUGUUCCAAGCCUCUGUGAUGAUCCCAGCCAUGUGCUGUCACUCCCACUGACGAUGUGACUUCCACCGGGAUGUCAAGCCUCGGUGACAUCACUCUCAAAACAU